AUGUCCAUGGAGAAAGCUGCCCCUGUCACUAGUCAGGAUCAGGGCCUCCAAUAUCCCCUGGCCGGGAGAGAGGCCGUGAAUUCCAACAUUUUAAUUGUACAUCACGCGAUUGAACGUAUUGGCAUGGGCAAGUAUCAAUGGCAAUUACUUACAACAUGCGGCUUCGGGUUUCUCAUCGAUCAGAUGCUGUUUGUCUCAAUCAGCAUCCUCGCUCCCACCACGGCAAAAGAGUUCGGUCCUGCACACUCCACGCUGCUCUCUGCACCGCUCUAUGUGGGCUUGCUAAUGGGUGCUAUUGCGUAUGGAGCGCUUGCGGAUAAAGUAGGCCGCAGGUUGAUCUGGCAGAUAUCCAUCUAUGGAGUGUCCAUAGUGAAUAUCUUCAGCGCAUCUGCUACUAGUUGGACUGCAAUGAAUGUGUGGAUGGCACUCAGUGGGCUUUUUGGAGGGGGUAAUCUGGCUAUUGAUCUGGCAGUUCUAUCAGAGGCACUGCCUCAAAAGUGGAUGUUUCUGCUGACUGGGUUGGCUUGUGUAUGGGGAUUGGGUAGUGCAAUAACCGGCCUGAUAGCAUGGCCACUAGUCGUCGCUUUCUGUUGCCCCAACGGCGCUACCCCCGAAACCUGCAGCAGAAGCGAAAACAUGGGAUGGCGUUACCUUCAAAUCAUCCUCGGUGGAUUGUGCCUCGUCAUGUCCCUCAUCCGCUCAUUUGUCAUCGGUAUGAAGGAGUCACCCAAGUGGCUGGUCACUAAAGGACGAAUUGAAGAAGCAAUGGCGGCAAUCAACAGCAUUAGCAAAAAGAACGGAUCUGAUUAUGUUAUGGAUAUCGAUCAAUUUUCUGCUAUACCUGCCCAGAGUACCCAAAAGACUCACUGGCGGCAGGAUUUGGCAACGCUUCGUAGCUUCAUUGUGUCUGCGGAAAAGUUACGUCUGCUGAUCUGUCUUAUUGUGGAUUCUUGUUGCUACCCAACCUACACACUCUUCCUCUCUUACUACCUCGAAGCUCAUGGCGCGGAUUUGGGGGAUGGCAGCAACUACCAGACCUAUCGCGACUGGGCGGUUUCAGCUGUUGUAGGCAUCUUGGGUCCUGCGUUGAGUGCCUGGAUGGGACGUCCAUAUCCGGUGUCUGGGGUAUCGAUGGUCCCUGAUGAUCACAGGGGUAUUAUUUAUGCAUAUACACCAAUUGUGUUCAGUACUGAGCAUCGCGGCACAGCAUGCGGAUUGUUGCUAUCAUGUGGUCGAGCAGCGUCCCUGUCAGCACCUUUUAUUGCUACGUAUGGCAAAGUGGACUCGCCGGUCCCUCUGUUUGUCUCUUGCGGGCUGUAUGUAGCUAUCGGAGUUGCUGGUCUGUUAUUGCCGCUCGAACCUUCGGCGGCCGACUUUUCCAUCAAUGAUGAGUUAUGA
Messenger RNA from Talaromyces marneffei, 1398 nucleotides. RefSeq lists its product as uncharacterized. Gene Ontology annotation, molecular function: transmembrane transporter activity. Bases 1 to 1398 code for a protein of 465 amino acids. Gene Ontology annotation, biological process: transmembrane transport. The record is from RefSeq and is a predicted model, not a curated record. NCBI's taxonomy places the organism in Eukaryota, Fungi, Ascomycota, Eurotiomycetes, Eurotiales, Trichocomaceae. The transcript has 7 exons.